GCGCGCACUGCCGACACUGAGCCCCGCCCCCCCUCCCGCUGGCCCCUGACGCAUGCGCCUCGCGCUUGCGAGCUUGCGCGUACGCACGCACACACGGCUGCGCGCGCGUGGGAUAGUUGUCGCGCGUCAGCUGUGCAGUGGGGAUGCUUACGCUGACAGUCGCGCGGCUGAGGAAGCGAGCCGAGCUGCUGUUCGUCUCCACGAUGGCUGGCUUUCAGGGCAAGCUCGAUCGCUACAACGGCGUGACCGUCGACAGCGCCGCCGAGCCCUGCGACGCCGACGCCUUCGCCGAGCGCCUCCAAGCCUCGAUCGACGAGUGGACGAGGAGCGAGCGACGCGCAAUAUGGUUCCGCGUCGACUUGUCGCAGGCGCACUGGAUUCCGGAGCUGACCAGGCGCGGCUUCAGGUUCCACCACGCCAAGGAGGAGCUGGCCACGCUUUACAGGUGGCUGCCCACUCGCGAGACUAACAACAUACCGCCGUACGCGCACACCGUUCUGGGCGCCGGCGCGGUGGUCUUGAACGAGGAGACGGAGGAGAUACUGGUGAUCAAGGAGAAGCACGGGGGUGCCAGUGCACACUGGAAACUGCCUGGCGGAUACGUCGAGCCAGGCGAGGAUAUCACCACCGCUGUCGAGAGAGAGGUUCUCGAGGAGACCGGAAUCACAGCCAAGUUCAAGUGCAUGAUUGCAUUUAGACACGUACAUCAGUAUGCCUUCGGGUGCUCCGACAUAUACUUUAUCUCCUGCCUUACACCCAGUACCUUCGAUAUUGUUAAAUGCAGUAGAGAAAUCGGCGAUUGUCAAUGGAUGAAGUUGGAUGAGUUUUUGUCACACCCACAUGUGCACGAUAAUAAUCGUUUACUGGCCAGUAAGAUCAAGGAGUACCUUAAACAUCAUAUGGGUUUAGCGGUGACUCGAGCCAUCCAUCCUAUCAACAAAAAGCCAUUGUGUGUUUAUGGUAUCGCAAAUACGAGUGACAACAAUUAAUUUGAACUCUAGCUUUAAUGAUUUUAGGUAAAUUGUCAACUGUGAUGUAUUUCAGUGUUCAAAGUCAUAGGUAUAAACUGUUAAUUACUUUAUUGUUAUCAAAGUAUAUCAAAGAUUGAAGAUUCACUUUUCAUUGUACAAUUUACAUUUUUGAUAAUCUAUUCUUAAAAUCUUUGUAUGUAUAUUUAUAUAGACUAUCGUUAAUUGUAGUACAAAUGUAGAUGCGAAAACGUAAUUGUAUAAUGAAAAACUAUAUAAAAGAAUCAAGUUCAGUCUGAACUUUGUAGCUAUAUUUAUUUGGCUUUAAGUGUUUUAUAAUUUUAAUGGACCACCGCUGCCUUUUUACAAAUUGAAACACGAACAAAACACUAAGGUGAACCUAUCUUUUACCGAUAAUGCCUUUAUAAAAUUAAAUAAAUAAAAUAUUUCAUAAAGUCACGUCAU
Messenger RNA from Phymastichus coffea, 1433 nucleotides. RefSeq lists its product as uncharacterized. The coding region runs from base 144 to 989 and encodes 281 amino acids. Lineage: Eukaryota; Metazoa; Arthropoda; Insecta; Hymenoptera; Eulophidae. The transcript is spliced from 3 exons. Gene Ontology annotation, molecular function: ADP-ribose diphosphatase activity; NADH pyrophosphatase activity; NAD binding. The record is from RefSeq and is a predicted model, not a curated record.